Symbiodinium sp. CCMP2456 is the source of this 864-nucleotide messenger RNA. Lineage: Eukaryota; Dinophyceae; Suessiales; Symbiodiniaceae. The record is from the annotation of a GenBank genome assembly.
AUGGCGUUGCCAACAACACAGGUCGGUGCACAAACCGUUGCUGCUCUUCCGACGCAGGUUGCAGGAUCGGUGGCGCCGGGUGUGCAGACAGCUCCAGCCAUCCAGUACGGAACACCUGCUCCGAUCGUGUAUCAAACAGCCAGCAUGCCGACCACUAGCAUGCCCACCACGUAUACCGGCGUCGGUGUUCCGCUUGCCUCGCUCCCCACAUCAACUUGGAUCCAGCCGACAAUGCCGACGGGUACACAGAUGCCUCCAGCUGCUUCCAUGCCCAUGCCGACGAGACUCCCAGCAACGCAAUAUGUAUACCCUGCGGGCUCAUACCCUGUCACUUCGGCACCGGCAUACAGCAUGCCCGCAAGCAUGCCGACAACCAUUGUGGCCAAUCCAAUGGGCAGCACACAGAUGCCACAGCCGUUGCCUGUCGAUCCCAGUGCCGUUCAGUCAGGUGUGGAAUCGAACGUAAGUGCGCCGCAGCUGGUCCAAGCAGCUCCAACUCCGACAAACACUCCGGUGAUGCAGUCAAUCGGCACGGGCAGCCCCGUGAUGCAGUCUUUGGGUGCUGCCAGCACACCUGUCAUGCAAUCCCAGUCCCCAAUGGCGCAGUCUUUCGUGGUCGUGGGGACUCCACAGGCCCAGGCCCCAAUGCUCACUUCCUUGCCAGCAGGUUCACCGGUUGCUUCGGGCUCCGCCUUUGGUGUCCCGUCGGCGCUCCCUGCCACCAAUGCCUCGAUUCCAUUGAUGGAUCCUGCGGCAGGUGCAACUCAGCCAGAGUCUGAGGUCAAGACACAAUCCAAGGAUCUCAGGAAGCCUGGCAAGAAACCGAAGAAGGGAAAGAGCAAAUUUGGCUGCUGCGGCUGCUGA